UAUUGAUGUCUCUGAGUUCAUUUGAGUAAUAAUUCUAUGGAGUGGACAUAUUAUCUUAGAAAGGAUAACAAGCUGUCUAUUUGUUUAUUUAUAUGUGCGUAAAUUAACCACACGCUUUAAUAGCAUGGUUAUAUUUAGUGCUAUGUUGUUUGAGUGAAGUUUAUAAACCGUGACUAAGUGAAAUGUACUUGAAAAUGGCCGACUUAACUUAAAAUAAUUACGUAGAAAUUACUCAUCAAACUCUAACUAGCAAUGUUAAAUUUACUUAUUUUCUUUGGUAAUUUUAAAUAAGAUAACUAGGAUUAUUGUGUAGUAAAAUAUAUAAACAAACAGUCAAUACAAUUUACUGGGAGAUUCCAAGUAAACUUUACUUGAGAUUUUCUAAUUAAAGCUACAGUUCUUUGUGUUUAGUUUUUACUUGGGAAUUCUAUUGAAAUUACUCACAUUUUCUAAGUGAAAAAACUUUCCUAACUUUUUUCAAGUAAAUCCUACUCCAAAUUGUUUUCAGUGUAGGCCUAGUGGAAAAAAUAAAUUGAAGUUCACAAUUGAAGUUCCCUUUAAGAGGCACGUGCCUCAAGUAAUAGCGCUUCAAAUGAAUGUUUGUUUAAAGGGUUCGAACAGAGUCGCAAGACGAGCACUAAUUAAUUUGCCAUGGCGCUGCACUUUACAAAAUAACACCGAAUUCCUCCUGUUGUAGACAAAACGAGGGUCUCGUUUGAUAAAGAAGCUGAAGUAGUCGCUCCUGUGUGAAAUCAGAUGCAAAUUCCUCCUAAAAUGCAUCUUUAGAAAAACAAUCAUUUAGACUCGGAACCCACCGUUACAAAUGCUAGCAAGUCUAUACAAUAUUUCUCACCUUGGGAUGACAUUUUUAAGGGGUCUUACUUGAGACGGCCUCACUCACUAUACCACGGAUGCUUUGGACACAUAACGCUCCAAAGGGAAGCUUCCAAGUCGUUUUCGUAUUAGAAUACAACAGACCUGGAGAAUUGUGAUCAUUUUCGUCUUUCGCACCGAGCAUGGAGGAACUGGCCCGGGAGAGUAUACGCAGCAUCAGUCUGCUGUCCAGGCCUGCGCGGGGUUCGGACGUACCGCGACUCGGAUCGUUUGGGGCCAUUUUCAUCAUGCUCAAAUCAGCCCUCGGCGCGGGACUCCUUAACUUUCCAUGGGCUUUUGAGAAGGCUGGCGGCGUGAACACAGCCAUCACUGUGGAGAUGGUGUCUCUGGUAUUUCUCAUAAGUGGGUUGGUCAUUCUUGGCUACGCCUCAUCAAUCAGUCGGCAGAAGACGUAUCAUGAUGUGGUACGCGAGGUGUGUGGACAGAGGAUCGGCCAUCUGUGUGAGAUCUGCUUUGUUUUCAACCUCUUCAUGAUCUCUGUGGCCUUUUUGGUGGUUGUGCAGGAUCAGCUGGAUAAGCUGUGUCUGUCUCUGUACGAGACAGUGACGGGAAAUACAGGAGAGAUGCCAUAUCACUGGUACACAGACCACCGUUUUGCACUCUUUGUCAUGUGCCUCAUUAUCAUCCUUCCACUCUCUGUACCCAAAGAGAUCGGCAUCCAGAAAUACACCAGUGUAUUGGGAACUUUGGCUGCUACAUACCUGAGUGUAUCUAUAAUCGCAAAAUAUUACCUAAAAGAUGAGCACACAGCAGACCUCACACCAGAGCACAGUCAAGGACUGGACUCGUGGGCCUCCAUGUUCAGUGUGGUCCCUACUAUCUGUUUUGGUUUCCAGUGUCAUGAAGCUUGUAUUGCUAUAUACAGCAGCAUGGAAAACAAAAAGAUUACACACUGGAUUUUCAUCUCAGUCACUUCUAUGAUUUUUUGCCUGCUUAUUUAUACUCUCACAGGUGUGUUUGGUUUUCUUACAUUUGGACGGGAAGUAGCCUCAGAUAUCCUGAUGUCAUAUCCUGGAAAUGAUGUAGUGAUGAUUAUUGCUAGGCUGCUGUUUGGGAUUUCAAUCAUCACUAUCUAUCCUAUAAUACUGCUGCUGGGAAGGUCAGUGAUUCUAACUCAAAUAUUGCGCUUUUGGGAACGACGGGCAAUAAUUACAUCUGUGUUUGAGAGUCGGUGCCGUCUGGUUCUAACAAUUCUCUGGAUCACUGUGACUCUCCUCAUCGCCAUCUGCGUACCAGACAUGAGUGAGGUCAUCAGCGUCAUCGGGGGAAUUAGCGCUUUCUUUAUAUUUAUUUUUCCUGGGCUGUGUCUCAUUUUUGCCAUGCAGACAGAGCCUAUAAAUCACAGGAUGAGAGCUCUCUUGACAGGGUGGGGUGUGGUGACUGUCGUUACUGGAGCCUUUAUCUUUGGCCAGAGCACAACUAUAGCUGUUAUGGAGCUGACGCACAAAUUUUAAUCUUCGUCAUGGUCUUCAUUAUUUGGAAUAUCAUUGUCUUGCCAAAAUGUGUUUAUAUAUUUGAUUGAUGAAUGAUAAACAGUAUGAUACUUGAAACUGGGGAAGAGUAGCAACUACAUACUUUUUAGAAGAAAAUAUCACACCACAGUGCCUUAUGCUUGUAUUCCUGUUACUGCUCAGUUUGAUAUGUUGUGUGUGUUUGUGCGUGUGUGACUAAGAAAAUGUGUUGGAGGAUUUUCGUUUAGGCUAUAUAUUUAUUAUAUUGUGUAGGUUUAGACAAGAAGAGUAGAUUUAUUUAAAUGUGUUAUAUGGAAUGAAUUUUGAAUAUUGAAGUAUAUGAAUACUACGGUGCCCGCGAGGUGACAUGGUCGGUUCACUUGUGUCUUGGCCUCGAGAUGUUAUGUUCAGGGAACCACAUAUUUUUAUUGUGGCCACGAGUUCAAUGCGUAAACAAACCUGCGUGACCAUAGUACCCCGGGAUUAUCAGAUAUUAUCAUAAAACAUUUUUAUUAACAUUAAACGAUAAUAAUAAUAAUAAUAAUACAUUAACUUAUAGGGGUAUAUUUUUAUAUUUGUUAUAUGCUUAUUAAUUUCCCCUUUCAAUUUGGUGUAUCGCUUUACCUAGUUAACGUUUUGUGUAAUUAUGCUAUAUUUGCUAGCCUAUAUUUUACAAAUACUGUGAACGCUUGACAAUUAUGCCAAUAAAGUUUUGACUUUAUGAUUGUAUUUAUGACCGUGUGUGAUGAUAAAUGAGCGUGUUGUGUUUUCAUUUACAAAUGAAAUUACGUGAAUGAUUAAUUCCUCAACGAAAAUAUAGUAUUUGUAAUUAUGGUCUAUUACUAUAAAAUGAAAUAUUCUAUGUUCGAUUUAAACUGCAUUCCAGUAAAAAUUCCAGUCAGCGUAAUCAAAGCUUUAUUGGCAUGUCGAGCACUUACAGUAGGCUUAUUUACAGUUCAGAACGUUAAGUAAAGAGAUCGAAAUGAAGGGUGAAAAAAUGAAUAUCAGAAUAUAACCAAUAACAAUAGGCUAAUAAUAAUAUACAAAUAUUACGGGAAAAAGACGAUGGAUUUACAAGACUGUGGGAUGGAUAAAUGUUUUCUUGUGGGCCUAUUUUACUUUAUGUAACAUUCCAUGAUAAACUUCAUUUGAAUGCUGACUAUGGCACGUAAUACAGUACGGUAGGCAUGGUAAUAAUUUAAUAAUGUAAUUUCUAUAAUUAAUAUAAUAAUUUCUUAAUUCUAAAUAAAAUAUUAAUGAAUCCAUCCCGGAUAAUCCCGGGUUGCUAUGGUCACGCAGG
This is a messenger RNA of Onychostoma macrolepis, 3645 nucleotides long. It is a transcript of the gene slc38a8b, whose product is annotated as solute carrier family 38 member 8b. The record is from RefSeq and is a predicted model, not a curated record. NCBI's taxonomy places the organism in Eukaryota, Metazoa, Chordata, Actinopteri, Cypriniformes, Cyprinidae. Bases 1017 to 2348 code for a protein of 443 amino acids. Gene Ontology annotation, molecular function: amino acid transmembrane transporter activity. The transcript has 10 exons. Gene Ontology annotation, biological process: amino acid transmembrane transport.